Hylaeus anthracinus is the source of this 3873-nucleotide messenger RNA. Its product is annotated as chymotrypsin-like elastase family member 2A. The record is from RefSeq and is a predicted model, not a curated record. NCBI's taxonomy places the organism in Eukaryota, Metazoa, Arthropoda, Insecta, Hymenoptera, Colletidae. Gene Ontology annotation, biological process: proteolysis. The transcript has 6 exons. Bases 2103 to 3056 code for a protein of 317 amino acids. Gene Ontology annotation, molecular function: serine-type endopeptidase activity.
AAGAGAUAAUCUGGCGAUGUACACGUUUUCUGGGAUGAAUAGUUUCGCGUAUGUCGAACUACCGAUGGACUAGGAUAAUUCUAAAAACAAUAAUAUAAUACAAUAUUAAUAUAUAAUAUCGUAAUUUUAGAUUACAAUUAUCGUAGAUUAUGAAACGACUUGGUAACUUCUGAACACACCCUCUGUCUUCCAAAGAGACGAUCUGGCACAUGGUAAAAGUAGGAAUUACGUCUGACGGGUUCCAGGAGAAUGACCUUGAACUGCCAAUUAAGUUUGUUCCGCUUGUACACGUACAUGUAUAGAUGCAUGAGCGUAAAUGCAAGUUGAGUAACAUCUAAAAUGAACAGAUCAGUAGUAUUAAAUGAACGAAAGGUAAUCUUUAAUAUUAAACGACACACCUUUUCAACGUCCCCCGAGAUUGCUAUGCUUAAUCAGCUAAUGGCACGAACGAAAAUAAUUACCGUAGAAAGAACGAAGAGAAAGAACGAAGUACGAAGAAACGUGAUACGUUACGGGAAUAAAAACAUAAAAAAUGGACAAACAUGACGCGGUAAAAACGAGUAGGCGAGAUAUUGUACGGACAUUUCAUUUUAUACACACGUACGAUGCGCGAUUUAAUCAGUCGCCGUAAACGCCUACUAAACAGCGAACGAACACGAACACGUGCACUGACAACAGCAGCUGUGCGAUAGCGAUAUAUUAGGCGCGUACCUAAUGUAAUAUGUAGGUACUAAUCAACGCAAGGGUGGUAGACGCGUAAUACAUUAGCUCGCUAAGUUCCGCAUUAGCUAGAGUCGGUUCAAGUUGGCCAAAAAGUUCGUUUGGUUUGGGGCGAUGAUGGUGAAUGGUUCCCAAAAGAUGGGAAAGAAUCCCAGAACAAAAUGGAUGAUAUGUUACAGAGUUAAUACAGUCAGUGUAAUAAGUAUUCGUACAGGAACCAUUUGUUUUAAAUUGGUUGCGGUUAAUUUUAAUUGGUUAAUUAAUUUGCUGCGAACUCUUUGGCCAACCUAGUAAAGGAGAAGACAAAUCUUUGGACAGGAUUCGUUUAGUUACUUCGCUGACGUCUUCGGUAGUCUUCGGUUAUAUGAAAUAGCUUCUGGAGGCGUAUCUAAAAUGAAUAAAAAGCGUUAAACUUUUAAAUACUGUUUACUUUAGCUUUUACCGCGUGCACAUAAAUACAUUCAAAGCUUUAAUUUACACGCGAACUUAACAGGCACCCCGCGGAACUUACCCCAUCGAAGUUUGCCAAUCUUUGUCACUGAUGAACAAGUUUCUUCUAUGGAGUUUGAGCGUAGAGGAGACCGUAACCUGGUCGAAAACAAAGAAACAAAGUAAGAACAGAGUAGAGAAGAAAACAAAGAUAGACUUGACAAUUGAAAACACUUACGAUACAAAUUGCGUUAAAAAUGUUAGAUACGCGGUAUUGGGACGAAGGUAUAAAUACGAGACACGCUGAUUUACAUUCAAACUCGUUCAAAUAUUUACACGGGUAUGGUAACUUCCGGUUUUCGCCGCAAUGGCGUCGUUAGAGGAUCGUUAGUCGAUCCAAGUCGAUUCGUCGAGCUUUCGAUUCGUCGUAAAGCGAUUCGCGUGGUUCAUUUUUUAAAGCUAAACCAAUUAUGUCGGAUCGUUAUAGAUUUUUUACGCAUACCUAGGUCUUGUAUACGAACUUACGAUCCCGGUUACUUGGAAGGAUUUACUCGGUCCGCGAGUCGGCGAUCCAGCGCGAGGAUCGCUCGUGCUAUCGAUCGUCGUCUCCUUCGUCGCGAUCUCCGACUGUAAUUAUGAAUAGUGAUCUGGGCUAGAUUCGAAAAACAAUAGUAAAUAUACCCUCGUAGAUCGUCGUAGAUUUCAUUUUCAUUUUUAACAUGGGCGAGUGAAGUCGUCAAGUAGACGAAUUAAUAAACGAGUAAGUCGAUUAGUGGAGCCUGUCGAGGGUUGAGAAGCGGCCUCUUAGAUUGACGUGUCGAUUCCGUCUAUUCGGUUACCCACGGUUCGCUGGAUUACCGACGUAAUCGCGCCGAAAAAAAAAAUAUGAUCAGUGAGAAAGAGUGAAAAGUGAACGAAUCGAUCGAGUAAAUGGUGCACUCUGUUCUGAGGAGAUGAAUCUUCGCGGUGGACUAGCGAUACUUCUUUUCGUUCUUGCGGAGAUCGACUGCGCGAUAGUGAGGAUCGUGGGAGAGAAUCACUCGAAAUGCGGAUGUCCAGCAGCAUCACACAGGCAACCGAGGGCGAUCCCGACGAAAGGAAGCGGGAGAAAUAAUACGUUCGACGAAGAGAACGUCGCCGUGACGACCGGGCGAAUUUUCAACGGAAAACCGAGCAAAAGGGGCUCGUGGCCCUGGCAGGUUUCCCUCCAGCUGUUGCAUCCGAAGAUGGGGUUCAUCGGCCACUGGUGUGGCGGUGUCCUCAUCGAGCCCACAUGGGUCGUUACAGCGGCUCACUGUAUCCACAAUGACCUUUUCAAUUUGCCAAUCGGUGCGUUGUGGACGGCGGUCGUUGGAGAAUGGGAGUUGGAUUCUGGUGGACGUGGAUCGGCUAGGCUACCUGUUGAACGAGUCAUCAUUCACGAGAGAUUCAAUAAUUACGUACACGAUAUUGCCCUGAUGAAGCUAGCCAGGCCAGCCCCUUUGUCGAAGGUGGUGCGAACGAUAUGCCUUCCCGAUCCAGGGGAAGAACUAGCGAAUGGUCAGUGCAUAGCUUCCGGCUGGGGUCGUUACGGCCCAACGCAAUCACUUUCCACCGCCUUGUUGGAAGCAACAGUGCCAUUACUGGAUCUAGAAAAAUGCACCCAAGCGUAUGGGAAGUCUGUACCGAUCCGAAACGGCCACCUCUGCGCUGGCCACACCGACGGCUCUUCCGGAAGCUGCGUCGGCGAUUCCGGAGGACCCUUGCAGUGUCGUCGCGUAGACGGAGUCUGGCAGUUGGCAGGCGUCACUUCGUUUGGGUCAGGAUGCGCCAGGCCAGGAUAUCCUGAUGUAUACACCAGCGUACAACAUUACGUCGGCUGGAUAAGAAACAUCAUGAACAACGAGGGGGAUUCGCAAUAUUUAUAGUUUCGUCUCUUGAGUCGCGUGUACCAUUAAGUGUAGAUAUUAUUCGUGUAAAUAUUGUUAAAGUAGAUCGUUGUAAAUACACGCCUGUUACUAAUUUUUUAAAUUGCCACAAACAUUAGUUUACAACUCGAACGUGCAUUAGCGAUAGUGACGUAUAUGUAAGCAACCGUUACGCGAACGCAGGCCAGCGGCAACUUCGAAAGAAAAGCUAUUCGCUAGGAGCUGAAUUUCUUCUAUUCCCAGCGGGGAAAACAGAUUUUCCCGUCUUCAUCCUCGAAAUACGAAAUAUCUGCAUUUAUAUGACUCUCGUGGGAGAUCUAACUUGUUUCACUCUUUCCGUAUCUAUCGCGAUGUUGCGUAACAUUGUGGUUCUGCGUAUGACAAGCAUAGUGAUUGCAUUCUCUCGGAUGAUAUUAGAAAUAUCGAUUCACGGGAACGUGUAGUACAACGGAGUGGUAACCCAAAGAGGGAGAGUACACACAUUACGCACUGAAGAGCAUCCAUUAAUUACCUUAAUACGAGGUACUUAGUAUGUGGAAGGUUGGCUACAGGUUGCUCUAGUCGAACUUCGUUUGCAGAUUGUACGGAAGAUAGAGACAUCAGCCUUGAAUCAAUUUUUGUUAGAUUCUUAUCGUUCGAGGAUGAAGCAGCACAAAGAUGGCAGAUUCGAGGAGCUAAUUACCACGUAAUAAAUUUUUAUUUUAGGCAACGUUCUCUGUGUGUUAUGUGAUGCACCCUUCCCCCCCAUUUUGUAUGUUUUAUUACUGUACUCUAUGUAUCUUUAAAAACCAAAAAUCAGUAUAUACUAACUUUCGUG